Molecule: messenger RNA, 3419 nt
Organism: Seriola aureovittata
Lineage: Eukaryota; Metazoa; Chordata; Actinopteri; Carangiformes; Carangidae
Gene: pax10
Product: paired box 10
Biological process (GO): anatomical structure development; regulation of transcription by RNA polymerase II
Molecular function (GO): DNA-binding transcription factor activity, RNA polymerase II-specific; RNA polymerase II cis-regulatory region sequence-specific DNA binding
Source: RefSeq, a predicted model, not a curated record
ACAUACUUGACCGACAAUCAUACUCAAUACUUGUGUGCAAUUUAUGGCUAAAAUUGAAUUCCAUCAUCUAUUUAUCAUCCACUAUCUCUCCAUUAUCUGUGCUUUAUGCUCCACUCUCUCGGCCUCCCCUCCUCCUCUCGCUGGCAUUAAGUUCAAACUUGACACUGAUGUUGACUCACUUUGUCACCCCUCGGUGGCUCUCUCUCUCUCUCUCUCUCUCUCUCUCCCCUCUCUCUCUCUCCAUCCUCCAUCGCUUGGAGGACAAGAGUGCCCGCAGACGCAUUUCUCUCCAGAGCCCCCCUCUCCCUCUUUCACUCUCUCUCACCCUGUCUAACUCUCUCCAUCUCUCUCCACUCUCUCCUUUACACACACACAUUAUUGUCAACAAAGCUGGAGAACAAGGGACGUGGGGGGAACAGGGGAAUAAAGGUCCACAGAAGAGGAGAGUAACACACGGGACCCCCGCAUCAUUUCACCUGGAGAAUCGAGAGGAGCGAAAGGUGACAGUAAGCAGGGGGCAGAUACACACAGGACAGGACUCCUUUAUUUCUCUUCAUGGUGUUUUGGACACUCGUAGUAUGUAUGAGAAGUUAACCAUGCUGAACCUGCAGAGCGGCUCAAACUGGAGCGGGCCUAACAACUGGUACCAUGACCCCACCGGAGUCCAGACACAACACAGCACAGUGUCUGAGGGCUGUCUGCUGGACACGGAGGGCAGCAUGGGGGGAGAGGCAGGGGGAGGAGGAGCGGGCAGAGGGGGAGGAGUCCCCGUGGAGCGGGACGAGGGCGAGGAGUCUCAGCUGAGGCUGCAGCUCAAGAGGAAGCUGCAGAGGAACAGGACCAGCUUCACACAGGAGCAGAUCGAGGCUCUGGAGAAAGAGUUUGAAAGGACACAUUACCCAGAUGUCUUUGCGAGGGAGAGAUUGGCAAACAAGAUUGAUUUGCCAGAGGCCAGGAUACAGGUGUGGUUCUCAAAUCGAAGAGCCAAGUGGAGGAGGGAGGAGAAGCUGCGCAACCAAAGGAGGUCAGGGGGUGUGACUUCCUGUUCACAGAGCCAAGCCCCUCUGACAACUUCCUUCAACACAUCUGUCUAUCAUCAGCAGCACGGCAGCAGUUCAGGGUCCAUGUUGAGUCAGGCUGAGUCGUCCCUGCCGAGCUACAGCUCCCUGUCAGUUUUCUCAUCUGGAGUCCAGUCUAUUUCUCCCCAGUCGGCUUCCUCAUACUCCUGCAUGUUACCUCCCUCCCCCUCUGCCCCGCGCAGCUUUGACUCAUCGGCGUACUCCUCCCCUCAUCUGCAGACUCCACCCUCAGCCAACUCCAACACCGGGCUCAUAUCGCCUGGCGUGUCAGUGCCAGUCCAGGUCCCAGGGACUGAGCAGCAGAGCAUGAGUCAGAACCUGGGUCAGUACUGGGCCAGAUUACAGUGAGCAACAGACAGUCACUUCCAACAGGCAGAACUAAAGAAGAAGGAAAAAAAGGGCAUGUAAAAAAAAAAAAAAAAAAGAAGUGUCAAGAAAACAAUAUGGGGGACACACAGGUUUAAAGGGAGCACAGGUCUGAGAUAAAGAGGGGCCUCGAUGAGUUGCAGACCCCGAAAUGCAUUAAAUGUUUACAAAUUCAGCCAAGAGCAGCUUUGGUUGCACCUGACGGUACUUUGGUCAUACUGGUAUUUGCUUAGUAUUAACAGGUUGUUUUUUUAAUAGUGUGUUAAUCAUAGGGCUGUGGUCAGGAUUAGAAAUAGGAUCAGUUUUAGGCUGUGUUUAAGAUAAUAGAGUCAGGAUUAGGAUCAGGCAAAAUGUGGGGUUUAGUUUACACUGUAGAAGUGCUACAAGUGACACUUUGUGCUAUUUGAGAAUUAGCAUAAAGUUUUACCAUAUUUUAUUGUGUCAAACAUUUCGGUUUUAUACAAAACUACAGAAAAAGGCUGGACACCUGCUUCAACCUCUAAAUGAAGCGUGAGACGUGGAUAAAAGCUAAGAAAAGCCAGUAAGUGGCCUUUUGAGCUGAGACUAUUUUGUUACACGUUUUAACAAAUUGAAUCCAGAGGUGGCAGGAGACUGAGGUUUGAAUUUUAAAUGGUUCAGAAGAUUGACCCGACAAACUCUCAGCCCAUGAACGGAAGAUAUACCGAAAUGUCUCUGAAGUUUAUAUUAAAAAGUUAAUUAAAAAAGUGUUUUGUGAAAUGUAGCCUUGAAAUGUUCAAGUAUCAAAAGUGGCGAAUGGCAAGAUCUGAACUACAACUCCACCAAUGCCGAAAUGAUUCAGUGGUACUAAGUAAAUGCCAGCAGAUGUCUGUAUUGUGAGGUGUAACCACAGUUUCUUGUUACUUGAGCAGCUCAAUGAUAUUGUGAUAGCUAACUUGUUCCCUGAGCAUAAGCUGUGUGAGGCUACUGUGAACUUUAGACUUGCUUAUGGCAAUCACUUUUACUAAAACUGAAAAACUUACCAUAAAAAAAAAAGUGUAAAUCCUGCCUAUUCCUGCCAGCAAAAUUACACUGAGACUGAAACUGCAUAUUUUUGUACAGACAUCUGUGUAUGAUGAAGAUAACUGUGGAAAUAUUGUCAGAUGUUAUUGGAGGGAAGAAUGUAGCACGUUGUGGACUCAAAUCACCCUCAAAGCACAAGUUUCAUUUGUCAUAAAAACAUUAAUAGGAAUGCACCAUAUCACUAUUGGUAUCAGAUAUUGUCUGGUACCAGGCUGAACAUACAAAUAUUACAGAUUAUGUACAGGUAUUACAGAUUGUUGCCAAAAAUUACAGUUAAGCAAUUUCAUUUUUUUCUAUUUCAUAAAGACAAGGAUGUUGUUUUUUAUCAGAGGUAUCAAAAAACGAACAAUCGAAUUCAAUUAGAGCCCCUUUUUGCCUAGUGCCCAUCAUCAAUCACAGCAGUAUGAGCAGUGAUCACGGAUGAAUCAUAUCCAUCAGCCAGUGACAAUCAAGCAUUGUAACGCACCAAACAAAAAGACUUGAGAGACUGACAAUCAAAGCUGGAGGUAGAGGAGAUCAAAAUGAAAAAAAAAACUGUGAAAUUAUUGCAACACUGUGGAUACAAUAGCAAUGACUUUAUCAACUGUGCAUGACCAAAAUAAGCCGCUAUAGACAAUCAACUAUUUGCAGAAAAAACUGUUACUGUACUUUGCAGGGUUUUAACCUCUGCUCACUUUCCUCUGACUAUUGGUUUUGUUGAUGCAUCUCAGUUCGAUCUCAUAUGAAAUGUCUUUCAACUCUUAUUUAUUUGUCUUUUCACUUGUUCACAUAAGUCCUCUGUGUUGUUUCUGUUGUUGCUGUGUGUUGUGUUAGUACUGUAUAGCUACCAAGAGUCAACCCUUUUGUGAAGGCCUUGGAUCCCUUUAAUGAAAAAUAAAACUGUGUGUAAUGAAUAUAAAUUCAAAAGUUCUUUAUUUGUGAUGUCAUAUUACA